Molecule: messenger RNA, 874 nt
Organism: Theobroma umbraticum
Lineage: Eukaryota; Viridiplantae; Streptophyta; Magnoliopsida; Malvales; Malvaceae
Source: RefSeq, a predicted model, not a curated record
UAUUUAUCUCAUCGUCGCCGUUACAUGACUUUUUGUGCAAACGAUGAAGAAGGCAGAGCUGGUAUUCGUCCCAUCGCCUGGAAUGGGCCACUUGGUAUCUACAGUGGAAUUGGCUAAGCUUUUGGUGGCUCUCAAUUCCAAUCUCUCCAUCACCGUCCUCAUCAUCAAGCCACCUUACGACCCAAAUCUAACAGCCUACAUCGACUCUCUCAUUACUGAUACUGAUACCAUCUCCACUCGCAUCAAAUUUAUCAACCUCCCUCAAGAUGAAACCCAAAAAGGUAUUCCUCCCAACAAGUUCAUGACCACUAUAAUUCAAAGCCAGAGGCCCCACAUAAAAGAGGCCGUCGCCAAAAUAGUUCAGUACUCCAGCUUAGUGCCCGACUCACCUCGACUCGCCGGGUUCGUUCUCGACAUGUUUUUUACUGCCUUGGUAGAUUUGGCUAACGAAUUUGGUGUUGCUAGCUAUGUUUUUUACACCUCGAGUGCAGCUUUUCUUGGCUUCCAAUUUUAUAUGCAAGCUCUUCGUGAUAAGCAAAACGUUGACAUCACCAAGUUAAAAGGCUCGGACGCUGAGUUCACCAUACCCUCCUAUGUCAACCCAGUUUCUGCUAAAUUCUUUCCUGCCCUAAUGUUCAAGCCCGAAACUUUGACUGUGCUCCUCAAGGGGGCAAAGGAGCUUAGGGAAGUCAAGGGUCUCAUGGUAAAUACAUUUUCGGAGCUUGAAUCCCAUGCGGUCGACUCCCUUUCUGAUGGUAAAUACCCGGCUGUUUAUCCGGUGGGACCAAUUUUGAAUCUCAUGAGUGAAAGUGGUGCACAUCAGAACUCUGAUAUCAUGAAAUGGCUUGAUGAACAACCUCUUUCAUCGGUCGUG